AUGAAGGUUGAAGUUGAUUCAUUUUCUGGUGCCAAGAUCUACCCAGGUAGAGGUACUCUAUUCGUCCGUGGUGAUUCCAAGAUUUUCAGAUUCCAAAACUCUAAAUCUGCUUCUCUAUUCAAGCAAAGAAAGAACCCAAGAAGAGUCGCUUGGACUGUUCUUUACAGAAGACACCACAAGAAAGGUAUUACUGAAGAAGUUGCCAAGAAGAGAUCCAGAAAGACCGUCAAGGCUCAAAGAGCUAUUGUUGGUGCUUCUCUAGAUUUAAUCAAGGAAAGAAGAUCCAUCAAGCCAGAAGUUAGAAAGGCCAAGAGAGAUGAAAAGAAGUCUGCUGACAAGGAAAAGAAGAAGGCUGACAAGGCUGCCAGAAAGGUAGAAAAGGCUAAGCAAGCUGGUUCUCAAGGUUCUAAGAUGUCCAAGCAACAAGCUAAGGGUGCUUUCCAAAAGGUCGCUGCUACCUCUCGUUAA
Molecule: messenger RNA, 468 nt
Organism: Maudiozyma saulgeensis
Lineage: Eukaryota; Fungi; Ascomycota; Saccharomycetes; Saccharomycetales; Saccharomycetaceae
Source: the annotation of a GenBank genome assembly